AAAAAAAAAAGAGGAGGAGAAGAAAGAAAAAACAAAUAGUAGAAAAGUCAUCAUUUGCCAGGCAACUUAGGACAGACAACGCUUUGAAUCUUUCUCCAUUUCUCCAAUUCUAGCGUUGUCUAUCCUAUUGUCUCCUCAAGAAUCUUCAAAGAAACCCCAUUACCCUAAUUCUCAAAUAAUCAUUUUUUCAAUUCUUUUUCUUUGUUGUUGUUGUUGUUGUUUACAAAGUUAUCAAUUCAAUGGGUACACCAGAAUUCCCAAAUCUUGGGAAGCAUUGUUCUGUUGAGGAUUGUAGGCAGAUUGAUUUCUUGCCUUUUACCUGUGAUUGCUGUUUCAAGGUGUAUUGUUUAGAUCAUCGAAGCUAUAUUAGACAUCAGUGUCCAACGGCUAACAAGAAUAAUGUUACAGUGGUCAUUUGCCCGCUCUGUGCAAAAGGGGUACGCCUAAAUCCUGUUGAAGACCCAAAUAUAACUUGGGAAUCGCAUGUGAACACCGAGUGUGAUCCAUCGAACUAUGAGAAAGCCACAAAGAAAAAAAAAUGUCCUGUGCCUCGCUGCAAAGAGCUUUUGACUUUCUCCAACACAAUCAAAUGUCGGGAUUGUACUGUCGAUCAUUGCUUGAAGCACCGGUUUGGACCUGAUCACAGCUGCCCAGGACCUAAGAAACCAGAAGCUACUUUCCAGUUCAUGAACUUUCUGAAUGGAAGUAAAGAAGAAUCGAAGAAAGCUCAGCCCACGACGACCUCAAGGUGGACCACGAGCCUUUUAAAGGUAGUAUCAUCUGUAAAGGAAAAGUUCAACAAUGAAUUUAAUCAACCACAGCAGACGGGGCAAAGCAGCCGCGCCACCAACCACAGUGUUACUACUAACAACAGCAGUCAAGUAGAGCCAUGCCCACAAUGUCAUCUGAGAUUUUCUACAGUCAGAGCUCUCAUCGACCACGUGCAGAAAGUACACGAGAAGAAUGGUGUUAUGAACAUGACAAUCGAUGUCUGCCCGAGGUGUAGUAAAGGUUUUCGAGAUCCUGUUGCCCUUGUGGAACAUGUUGAAAGGGAACAUAAAGGAAGUUCUAUGUAAAGAAGCAAACAACAACACACCAGUAGGAUGUAUACAAACCUUACUCCUACUUUUGCGAGGGUAGAAAGGUUGUUUCCAUUUUUUUCUAUGUAAAGAAGCAAAAGUACAUAAUAUCUUUAUCUUGUUAAUUAUUUUUCAGAAAAAAGUCUACUCAUUCUUACAAGAUUUACAUGUGAUUUGAGGUUGAUUGAAGAUCAAUAUGACUUUGAUUUUUUUUUUC
Molecule: messenger RNA, 1296 nt
Organism: Solanum pennellii
Lineage: Eukaryota; Viridiplantae; Streptophyta; Magnoliopsida; Solanales; Solanaceae
Product: zinc finger AN1 and C2H2 domain-containing stress-associated protein 11
Exons: 2
Coding region: 240-1076 (278 amino acids)
Cellular component (GO): cytoplasm
Molecular function (GO): zinc ion binding
Source: RefSeq, a predicted model, not a curated record